Messenger RNA from Thunnus maccoyii (southern bluefin tuna), 3845 nucleotides. Its product is annotated as carbohydrate sulfotransferase 8-like. Gene Ontology annotation, molecular function: sulfotransferase activity. Lineage: Eukaryota; Metazoa; Chordata; Actinopteri; Scombriformes; Scombridae. Gene Ontology annotation, biological process: carbohydrate biosynthetic process; proteoglycan biosynthetic process. Bases 1180 to 2478 code for a protein of 432 amino acids. The record is from RefSeq and is a predicted model, not a curated record. Gene Ontology annotation, cellular component: membrane. The transcript has 4 exons.
AUAACUCUUUCCGUGGAAAGGUCAACUUUAUUAACAUUUUGAAAAUUUUUGAUACUUGUGAAUUGAUUGUAGAAGAUAAAGAUUGCAAUUUUGUGAAUCAGUCUUUUUCACCUUCCCCUAAUUACCUACUUCCAAAUACUGAGAGUUAACUGAAGGACUUACAGCAUUAGUGUGACUCUCUAGGCAGUUCAAGCCCCCAGGAGGCGCGCGCCAUGCUGUGAAGCCAAUUUGACAUAGUGGCACAAAAAGCAUUUUUCCUGCACACAAUCAUUUGAGCAGCUGUUAAACCUCUGCGAAAUGACUCGUUUCCAUUUGGUCCGAUCACAUUUGGAAAGUCUAUAAGAGUCGCACGAUUAAAUCAUUUUAUCUCCAUUCCAGUUGGCGAAAGGCUAAACCGGACGUUAGCCGGCUGCGUCCAGGUGAUUUCUUUACAGCAGGAAGUGGCUGAAAAGUAUUCGUUUUUUGGCUUCCACUGAGCAACUUUCAUAGGAAUAAACGCGGCCCAGUCUCCAUCACUGUAUCCAGCUCUCUUCAUACAUCCAUGAGGCUGACACACACACAAAGGGAGUGGGUGAAGUGGAGGAUGCUGAAUCCACGGACCGGUCGGAGGUGUCAGUGAAGCUGAGAGUGGAUCCGAUGCCCAGAACAGUCAGGAAAGAGAGCCGAUGUUAGGAGGUAGCAGAGAGCAGACAGGUAGGGAAACAAAUGAGGUCAUGCAGAAAAACAUGAUGUAAGCUAUUUCUGAAUAUAUGCUUCCACUAGCAUCAAAAAGUGUAAACGUUAGCAUGUUGAUAAGCCUGCGGUUAGCAUUAUAACAUGGAUUUCAUGAAAUAUCCAUCAGGUAUUUGUUGAUAAUGAUGUUAAACUGACAGACGCUGCUAAAAAAAUAGUGCAACACGUGCUGUUUUAGAAGAGCAGCUAAAGGCAGAACAGGAGCAUGCUCAGAAAGGUCGGCUCUGUCCUGCUGUCAUCGUACAUCAUAAGUGUGCACUGAAGUAAUCAAUGAGUUUAUGAAUCACUCAGCUGAACGAACAUUGAUCAGAGACGUGAGAAUGAAUCGUCCUCUGCCUGCCAGGACCAACAGGGGGAACAAAUCAGUGCCAGAAAGAAAAGAGAUCCUGGAUUCCAGUCAACAGGAUGAAGCUGAAUAACAGGCUGUGCGGUCAGGGCUGAUCUGGGAUGAACCAGGUGGACUUUAGGCAGCUGGAGGCUGCGUGUGUCCGGAGGAGGCUGCUGUCUGCGGUCAUGAAGCUGCCCUGCUCCCUCUACUGCUCGCUGUGGUUCCUCCUGCUGCUGGGAGCCGGAUCGCUGCUGCUGCUCGUCCGCCUGCAGGACCUCACGGAGAUGGUCCAGCAGCAGACGCCAGGCAUGAAUGUCGUGGUGGCUCCCAGGUGGCCGAUAGAGAAGGAUUUGGUGACAGGCAGCACAGCUGAUGCAGAGCAGAGUGAAGACGUCGCUGCAGUUAAGCUUGAAAAUUCUCAACCGUCUCUUCCUGAUCGGUUAUCUGACCCUCUUGAAGACGCAGUGGUCGGCUCCAAACAGCCGGUCACCAAACGCCACAGGAAGCUGCUUCUAAAGAGCAGCAUUGUGUCGUCCAGCGCUCCUGCUGGCGAGGUUCAACAACAGCUGCUGCAGCAGAGACAGAAGCUGGCGAGGACGCAGGAGUCCCGUCGCCGCCUGCUGAGUGAGGUUUGUGCCAAAUACCAGCCGAGCGUCACCGAACAGCUGGUCUCGCAGCGGCAGGUGUCGCGGGUUUACGUGGAGGACCGGUCCAGGCUGCUGUACUGCGAGGUGCCCAAGGCCGGCUGCUCCAACUGGAAGCGUGUGCUGAUGGUGUUGGGCGGUAGCGCCGUCUCGACACGAGACAUUCCCCACGACGUGGCGCAUUACGCCAACCACCUGCAGCGACUUGAGAGCUACGACCGCGCCGGCAUCGCUGAGAGACUGCGCUCCUACAACAAGGUGCUGUUUGUGCGAGAGCCAUUCGAGCGGCUGGUGUCGGCCUUCCGGGACAAGUUUGAGAGUCCGAACUCGUACUACCACCCCGUGUUCGGACGCCCCAUCAUCUCCAGAUACCGUGCCAACGCCUCUCGCACCGCCCUGCGCACCGGCGCCGGCGUUACCUUCAGGGAGUUUGUGCAGUACCUGCUGGACGUGCGUCGGCCGGUGGGGAUGGACAUCCACUGGGAGCCGGUCAGUCAGCUGUGUAACCCCUGCCUGCUCCGAUACAACUUCAUCGGUAAGUUUGAGAGGCUGGAAGAAGAAGCCAACUUCCUGCUGCAGAGCAUCGGAGCGCCGAGGAACCUCACCUUCCCCGACUUCAAAGACAGAAACCCCCUCGCAGAGAGGACUUCCUCCUCCAUCACCCAGAAAUACUUUGCACAGCUGAACUCCACGGAGAGGCAGAAGGCCUACGACUUCUACUACAUGGAUUAUCUGAUGUUUAACUACCCCAAACCCUUCAAAGACCUGCACUGAGCUGUGCAGGAGGAGGAGGAGGAGGAGGAGGAAGGGGGGGUCUGAAGCCAAGUUUCUUUGCAGUGAAGAACUUCAUCGCCUCAGUUAUUAUUUUUACAGUUGGCCUUCUUGUUUUUAUGGAGGUGCACAGACUAUGGCCCAUAAUGCACUGCAGCGCGGCCGCAUCCAACCAACAGAACUGGUUUUGACACUCUGUUAACGCACCUGAUGUGACAGGAACACGUCCGCCUCUGUCUGUUUUCUAUGCUGCCCUUGAGACGUUUUUCAGGAUGAACUCGUGUUCCUGUGAGCUUUAAAUAUGCACUAUAGUCACGUUAGAUGUGUGUUCGAUGAUUUUGUUGGUAAAAAUCAUUUUUUAAAAGGAGGUGACGGUUUUUAUUUUUCUGAUCAGCAGAGUGAAGUUCGAGGCUCAUCAGAAUAACGUCUGAACACCAACUCUGAUCCACAGUUUUUAGGGUUCGUGUCGCGUCGUGUUGCCUUCUGGCUGCUGGAGCCAAUCACAGCUCUUCUCUUCAAAGUCUGAAUGUCCACCUGACGUCGCUGCGUCACGUCAAACUAGACAAAACAAAAAAUGUAACAAAAAAAGCUGAUGUCACGAUGAAAAUGGUGCUUUAUAGAAGAUUUGUUGGAUCGGCGGAUAAUUUGAUGUCGGACACAAUCCACUGCACACGACAAUAUUUUACAUUGUUUCAUGUAUGAAAUCCUUCACGCUGCGUACAAAAUAUAUAAAAUAUUAAAAUCUAUCUAAUUGAUUUUAACUUCUUCUCAUGCUGCUAUGUAUUUAUGAUUAUUUCUUGCCAUUUAGAUGUCACAUCAUCAAACAUGUUAGAUCUUGUAAGGACUCGGGCAGCUGCGGUUGGGACCAAAUGGAUACAAAACUCUCAGUCAGAGAAACAACUAUUAGAAAAAUUAUUAAAUUGAGGGACAAAAUAAGCCAAUUAAUCACACAAAUCACAAAAAAGGUGGUAACACUUAAUUUUACAGGUUCUUUAAUUUUGUUACAAAUUCCUGGAAAUUUUCUGAGUAAUUUGCAGGUAUUUAACAGUUAAUUUUUAGGACAUUUUACAGAGAGGAUGGUGCAAUUUGGUAUAAAUUAUAAGAAAAAACAGAAAAAAGUGUUAAGUUGGUUUAGUUGGUAAGUAUCCACUCAUUAUAUUUAGGUUCUUGCUCCAUGACACAACUCUCUGCAGGAUUCAUCUUCUCUAUAUAUAAAUAAAAGUUUUAAAACCUUUUGAUCUCGGCUGCAUCUGUAAAGAGGCUACAAUCAAUUUUUCAUGACAGCAAUAUAUAAAAGGACAAUGCGUGAUGGCUCGUAGUGAUGAACCUACAGAGAAUUAUCAGUGACUCUGCAGCUCCUCUCGGUUUUC